AGCCGGAAACGGCGAGUGUGUUUGGCGCCGUCUCGGGGUCUGUCGUGUUGUCCGUUUGGAACCUUUGCAGCCUUUUAAACGUUUGAAAGGCGGCGGCCUCGCGCUCGAGCCAAACAGCCGCUGCUCACUCCACGCGCCAUGCCGCCCAAGCCGCCGAGGAGAGCGGCCGCCGGUGCCUCUGAGGAGAGCGUCUCUCCGGGCAGACAUGACUACAAAGAUGCAGACUUUGUCUUGCUGUGUCAAAACCUUAAAGUAGGAGAGAAUGUGAACGAAAGGGCUUGGAAGAUUUGGGAGUCGGUAUCAGAGGUUUUCAAUGAUGGCGUUGUAUUAGAUGCCAUACGAAAGUAUUGGGGUAUCUGCAUCUUCAUUGCAGCUGUAGACUUGAAUGCAGUUUCCUUCACUCAGACAGAAUUGCAGAAAACAUUAGAUCUGAAUAUGACUGAGUUCUUGCAGUUGCUGAAGAAAAUGGAUGUGAACUUGGACACUGUUAGCACUAAAGUAAAUUCAGUGGUGUUGAAACUGGAAAAGAAGUGCCUUGUUUUCACUGCACUCUUUGAAAAAUUUAAGAGGAUAUGUGAAAAGAUAUUUACGGAGGCACCAAGUAUCCAGGCAUCAUCAGAAACUACUAAGCCAGUGGUGAAAAUCUGCUGGAUUACGUUUCUACUGGCAACAGGGAAGCUGCUUCAGAUGGAAGAUGACCUUGUGCUCUCUUUCCAGUUGUUGCUUUGUGUCUUGGAGCACUUUAUCAAGAUCUCACCCUCUGCAUUUAUUAAGGAACCUUACAGAACUACUGCAAAUAGUAUAAUUUCCAGUGGCCCAUCACGAUCUUCUAGACGAAGUCAGAACAGAAUUAUACAGACAGGCAAUUCAACUGAAGUAGACCCCAGAGUCAUGGAAAUCCUUUGUCAGGAAAAUGAGUGCAAUGUGGAAGAGGUGAAAAACAUUUAUUUGAAGAGCUUUCUUCCUUUCUUGGACAACCUUAAAAUACCCUCUACUAAUGGAUUUCCUGAGAUUGAGUCACUUUCAAGACAAUAUGAAGAGCUUUACCACAAGAACAAAGAUUUUGAUGGAAGAUUGUUCCUUGAACAUGACAAAACUCUGCAAAUAGACCCAGAAGAAAGAUAUGAACUUGAGAAUACUCCAAGGAAACCUCACACUGAAGACGGUCACACAGUUAUUCCUCCACAGACUCCUGUUAGGACUGCAAUGAACACCAUCCAGCAGUUACAGAUGAUUUUAAAUACAGCCGAUGACAAACCUUCAAGUACCCUUGAAGCAUACUUUAAUAAUUGUACAGUGAACCCUACUAAUGGCAUCACUAAUAGAGUGGAAUAUCUAGGCCAGAAGUUUCAGGAAAACUUCGCUCAGGCAGUGGGGGAAGGAUGGGCAGAGAUUGGCUCUCAGAGAUAUAAACUUGGUGUGCGGUUAUACUACAGGGUUAUGGAAUCCAUGUUGAAAUCGGAAGAAGAGCGCCUCUCUGUCCAUAAUUUUAGCAAAUUGUUGAACGAUGCUACCUUUCAUGGAUCUCUACUUGCCUGUGCUGUGGAGGUUGUCAUGACCACAUAUGGUACUACUUGGAACAUAACGUUGACGAGUGACAUUCAAACAGAGACUGACCUCUCCUUCCCCUGGAUCCUUCGUGUGUUUGAUAUAAAGGCUUAUGAGUUUUAUAAGGUUAUUGAGAGUUUUAUUAAAGCAGAACCAACUCUAUCCAGAGAGAUGAUCAAGCACAUGGAAAGAUGUGAACAUAGGAUCAUGGAGUGUAUUGCAUGGCAGAUGGACUCACCUUUGUUCGACAUACUCAAGCAGCAAAAAGAACAGGAAGAUCAGCCAGAUCAGCCUGAGCCCACUAGUACCCUCAAACAACCACUCCAGCACAACCACACUGCUGCAGACCUUUACCUUCAUCCGGAAAGAUCCCCACAGCAAAAAGGGUUCAGUACAGCACAUGCAGUUCCCAUGCAGCAAGCAAAGGUCGAGACACCAUCUGCUGGCCAAUCUCAGCCCCAGUCCCAGUCUCAGCAAAAACCUCAGAAGUCUACCUCGCUCUCUCUCUUCUACAAAAAAUUAUAUCGACUGGCAUAUCUUCGACUGAACACCCUCUGCAAUCAUCUUCAUCUGCCGUCAGACCAUCCUCAGCUUGAAGCUAUAAUAUGGACGCUCUUUCAACACACCUUAGGAAAUGAGUAUGAACUUAUGAAAGACAGACAUUUAGACCAGAUAAUGAUGUGUUCCAUGUAUGCCAUUUGCAAGGUGAAGAACAUAGACCUUAGGUUCAAGGCUAUUGUUACUGCCUACAAGGACUUGCCAAAUACAAGUCAAGAGACCUUCAAACAUGUGCUGAUCAAAGAAGGGCAGUAUGAUUCCAUUAUUGGCUUCUACAACCUAGUGUUCAUGCAGAGGCUGAAAACCAACAUUCUGCAGUAUGCUUCGACACGCCCACCUACGCUGUCACCAAUUCCUCAAGUUCCUCGAAGUUCAUUUGGUUUUCCAAGCUCUCCAUUGCGUGUGCCCGGUGGGAACAACAUUUACGUGUCUCCGCUGAAAAGUCCAUACAAAACUGAUGGACUGCUGUCUCCCACAAAACUGACCCCAAGAACACGAAUCUUAGUGUCUAUUGGGGAACCAUUUGGGUCACCAGAAAGAUUCCAGAAGAUCAACCAGUUGGUGAGUUCCAGUGAUCGGCACCCUAAGCGGGCUGGAGAUACAGGGAGUCUGCCAAAACCACUCAAGAGGCUUCGCUUUGAUAUGGAUGGUCAAGAUGAGGCGGACGGCAGCAAGCACUUGUCUGGGGAGUCCAAACUACUGCAGCAAAAGAUUGCUGAAAUGACAUCUACAAGGAGCAAGAUGCAAGAGCAGAAACUGAAAGAUGGGAACGGUGGUUUGAAAAGGGAGGAAAACUGACUUCAGCCCUCUCAUCUGACUCAGGAAUGAAUCUGCACUGCAUAUGAGCAUGAUCCUCUGCAGCAGAAUCUUCAUCAGUUCUGGUCAUUGUUGAUUUAUGUUCCUUCUUUUCACAGAUUUUCUUUUACCAGGGGUUUAUUUCUUUUUAUAACCUCCAGUUAGAAAGUUUCUUAAGUCAUUUUAGAAAAUUAUUUUGCUAAACACUAUGCCUUAAAGGUCAUAUUUUCCUCUGUGUGUGAAAUUUAAUAAAAAGUGUAAACAAUAGAGCAAGACUGAAGGGAGAAAGUAUCUUACUUGCCUUCUGAUUUUUACCACUACUCUUAUUGUUUAUAAAAAUUACCCCAGAAUAAUCUGAACCCUGUAACUACACACAAGGGGCAUUGAGUACACUAAACCUGCACAGAGUAUGGUCCUCACCAACCUCUUCUGCUAAAUUUUCUCUGGCGUGUCUCAUGUGAUUUGCAUUAGUCUGUUUUAAUAUAACAUUACUUGCUACAUUCUGCUACAUUCUCAGUAUUUCUCUGUCAAUGUAACAACUCCCACUUCAAAAUUCAUUACUUAUAUUUGCAUAUAAAGAAAGGAUGCUACUUUUAGCUUGAUGCUCUGUUCAAGUUGCAAUGCUCCUGCUUGGGUCCUUUCAGUAGUUGAGUCUGUGAUACACAGCCACAUUGUUUGCAUCUGGCAUAAAUUUGAGUUUGCCCUGUUGCAAAUAUUCUUACAUUUCUUACGUUCAUCAAGACCUUGUGUCCAGUCCAUGAAGUGGAAUUCCAUCAAAAAACCACCUUUAACAAGUUUUGUACACUCUAUAAUUAGAUGCACAAAACAUUUGCGUUUCUAUUGGUUAAAUGCUGGGAGGCUCAUUGUUAUGUGUUCAGAUUGGUCAUUUUUCAAAAUCUAGUAAAAAUUCCAUGUUAAAUGAAAUCAUCAGUGGGUCUGUAAAAACCGAUGAAAUUAAGGCAAUUAACAGUCUAAUCAUAAAGGAGGAAAAUAUGGCCCUAAAUAUCUAGCAUUUGCACAAUGUGUGCAAUUUCAAUUUUAUUAAUGUUUUUAUUUAUGUCUAAGAUUUUACUUUUUACAAACUAGAAAGAAGUUUGUAGUUGAAUUGUCUUCAAGUUGCAAGCAAUGUGCCUAUCAAUUUUGUUAAUGAUACAAAUGCUUUAAGUUUGCAAUAAGAAAAACCUUGCAUUUAUAUAGCACCUUUCAGAACCUCAGGAUGUCCUUUAUUUACAGCCAAUAUAAUGCAGGAAAUGUGGCAGACAGUUUGCAUAUGGCAAAGUCCCAUCAUCCAUUUAAGGUGUUAGUUGAGGGAUCAAUGUUGGCAAUGACACAGGGAGAACUUCUCUGUCCUUUGACUAGGGCCAUAGGAUCUUUUACAUCCGCCUGAGGACAGACAGAGCCUCAAUUUUAACAUAAAAUACAGCAACUCUGACUAUGCAGUGCCCCCUCAAGUACUGUACGAAGUGUCAGCCUAGAUUAUGUGCUCAAGUCCAUGGUGUGGGGCUUGUACCUACAACCUACCACAAAGCUAAGGUUGAUAUCUAUGAGUAAGAUGUAAUGAUGUGGUGAACUGCACUAUUGCUUUUGAUUUGUGCAUUGAAAUGGUACCAGAUUCUGUUUUUCAGAGUUUUAAACUGAUGCACUAUUUAAUUUUGCAGAGGUAUCAACAAGUGUUACUAGCAUUAUGUACAAAGGAAUACGAAGGAAAUAUUAAGCCACAUUACUGAGCGUUGGCUUAUAUACCUCAGACAUACAAGAUUUUUAGCCUUCACAAUUGAAAUGCAGACUACUAAAAUAAAACGUUGCUGAAGGUCUCAAAUGUUUUGAUGAACAAAUUAUGAAGUAAGAUCUGUGCAGUAAUAUUGGACUUGUGGUAAAUGCUUUUAAAAUUGCCCCCUGAACUGGCUGUAUUAAUGACUCAGAUGGUUGGGAUGACUGUAAUGGUGGAUUGCUUUGUGUUUGUGACAGCUGACUGUGAAAAUUUGGGACACUGUUCCCAUCUGUAAUAACUCAACAUCAUCCAUGCAGAUAAUCCAUGGAUAUAAUUUAUCGUUGAAUAUAAAUGGUUAAUCAGUAUGUGGGUUAAAUAUCUUCCUAUAUUUCUGAUUAAAAGCAUGCAGAAGUCUGUACUCAUGAUUUGUUCAGCAAGAAAUCUAUUUGUACUGCACAUUAUGAAUUAAGGUACUGUUUUUAUAAAUUUUUUAUAUAGUAAAUAAAAAUCUGCAAAGUGUC
Carcharodon carcharias (great white shark) is the source of this 5133-nucleotide messenger RNA. RefSeq names its product retinoblastoma 1 (gene rb1). The coding region runs from base 139 to 2904 and encodes 921 amino acids. The record is from RefSeq and is a predicted model, not a curated record. NCBI's taxonomy places the organism in Eukaryota, Metazoa, Chordata, Chondrichthyes, Lamniformes, Lamnidae. Gene Ontology annotation, cellular component: nucleus; chromatin; Rb-E2F complex. Gene Ontology annotation, biological process: regulation of transcription by RNA polymerase II; neuron projection development; cell differentiation. Gene Ontology annotation, molecular function: RNA polymerase II transcription regulatory region sequence-specific DNA binding. The transcript has 27 exons.